Molecule: messenger RNA, 2250 nt
Organism: Morchella sextelata
Lineage: Eukaryota; Fungi; Ascomycota; Pezizomycetes; Pezizales; Morchellaceae
Exons: 3
Coding region: 1-2250 (749 amino acids)
Biological process (GO): L-tryptophan biosynthetic process
Cellular component (GO): cytosol
Molecular function (GO): anthranilate synthase activity; phosphoribosylanthranilate isomerase activity; indole-3-glycerol-phosphate synthase activity
Source: RefSeq, a predicted model, not a curated record
AUGUCAAUCCCAACAGACCCUCGUGAGCCUAUCCCGGGUUCAAAUGUCAUUCUGAUUGAUAAUUACGAUUCGUUCACUUGGAACGUCUACCAAUUCCUUGUACUUGAGGGCGCACAAUGUACUGUAUUCCGGAACGACAAGAUAACCUUGCAAGAGGUUAUCGAUCUCAACCCGACGCAGAUUGUGAUCUCUCCUGGCCCUGGACACCCAGAGACCGACUCGGGAGUCAGUAUACCAUGUAUCAAGCACUUCGCAGGAAAGAUCCCAGUAUUUGGUGUCUGUAUGGGAGUGCAAUGCAUCUUUAGCGCUUUCGGUGGCACCGUAUCGUUUGCUGGGGAAAUCGUUCACGGAAAGACUUCACACAUCAAGCAUGACUCAAAGGGAAUUUAUCGCAAUGUUCCCCAGGACAUUGCAGUCACCCGCUAUCACUCUCUUGCUGGGACACUCGCCACACUGCCAUCCGUACUCGAGAUUAACUCCAAAACAGAAAGCAACGUGAUCAUGGGAGUUAGACAUAAAGAAUUCACAGUUGAGGGAAUUCAAUACCACCCGGAGAGUAUUCUGACUGAGGAAGGCCGUUUGAUGAUCCGGAAUUUUCUUGAGAUGAAGGGUGGAACUUGGAAAGAGAACGAGAGCUAUGCAACCGCAGGAACUACAAGCUCUGUACCCGCCCAGUCGUCGACAUCGCCUCAAGAUGCUGCUUCGGGCUCUAUUCUUGACCGAAUUUAUGCCCACCGUCGCAAUGCAGUCGCUGCUCAAAAACUGUUGCCUUCUCAGCGACCAUCGGAUCUCGAAACCCUUCACUCACUGUCUAUCUCUCCGCCCCAAAUCGACCUAGUUAGCCGCCUGCGCUCCAUUUCGACCAAAUGCGCACUUAUGGCCGAAAUCAAGCGUGCAUCACCUUCAAAGGGUUUGAUUGACAUCGAUGCUUCAGCUGCCGUCCAAGCCCGGACAUAUGCUCUCGCCGGCGCGGCCGCUAUAUCAGUAUUGACGGAACCCGAGUGGUUUAAGGGGUCGAUUGAUGAUCUCAGGGCUGCUAGGCAGGCAGUCGAGGGAAUGCCUAACCGACCAGCAAUCUUGAGGAAAGAAUUCAUAUUUGAAGAAUACCAGAUCCUCGAGGCCCGGUUGGCUGGUGCUGAUACUGUUCUCCUUAUUGUUAAAAUGCUCAGCGACGAGGAGCUAGAGAGGUUAUAUAAAUACUCCGCAGAAACGCUAGGAAUGGAGCCACUCGUGGAGGUAAACAGCAGUGAGGAAAUGAAGAGGGCAUUGAAAAUCGGUGCUAAAGUCAUUGGUGUCAACAAUCGUGACUUGCACUCAUUUAAAGUGGACCUUGAGACCACUAGUGGAUUGGUUGGAAUGAUUGACAAAGAGAAGGUAAUUCUUUGUGCUCUCAGUGGAAUCUCAGCGAGAGAUGAUGUAGCACGAUACGAAAAAGAAGGGGUUGGUGCUGUUUUAGUGGGCGAAGCCCUGAUGAGGGCAGGGAAAACUGUGGAUGUCUUCAUCAACGAAUUACUCAAUGAGCCAACCUCGGCACCAGCUAAAGCCCCAGAACUGAGGCCGGAAGUUUUGGUAAAGAUCUGUGGAACUCGUACUGUGGAAGCCACUAAAGUAGCGGUUGAAUCAGGCGCCGAUAUGAUUGGCAUGAUUCUUGCCGAGGGCACAAAACGAACUGUUGACCUUGACACCGCUAAAGCAAUUUCCGUCGUCGUCCAUACAACCCCUAAAGGCGGCGUCAAGUCUUCAUCAGCUGCCUCUACCCCACCGUCGCCGGUCACUACAGCAGAAGACUGGUUCACUCACUCCAAGAAAAGCCUCAUCUCCCACCCAACCCGCGCCCUUCUUGUGGGCGUCUUCAGGAAUCAGCCACUCUCGUAUGUCCUUCAGAAACAGCAAGAGCUAGAUUUGGAUAUCGUGCAGCUUCAUGGGUCAGAACCACUUGAAUGGGCUCGUCUUCUUCCCGUCCCAGUUAUUCGCCGCUUCUCACCUGGUGAAGCUGGCCUUGAUAAGCGUGGGUUACACGCUAUGCCAUUACUUGACUCUGGUGUGGGUGGUACUGGCGAGAGGCUUGAUGUAGCAGAUAUUAAAAAGACUUUGACCGAGGGCGCAAUUAAGACCCCAGUGAUGUUGGCGGGUGGCUUGAACUACAGAAAUGUAGCGGAUGUGGUAGGAGAUGAGGAGGGUUUGGUGGCUAUGGGAGAUCUAAUGAAGAUCAGAAGAUUUGUGUACACGGCUAAAGGAAGAGUUGAAUAA